This is a messenger RNA of Carassius gibelio (silver crucian carp), 4428 nucleotides long. RefSeq names its product NACHT, LRR and PYD domains-containing protein 12-like. The record is from RefSeq and is a predicted model, not a curated record. The transcript has 8 exons. Gene Ontology annotation, molecular function: protein binding. The coding region runs from base 159 to 3203 and encodes 1014 amino acids. NCBI's taxonomy places the organism in Eukaryota, Metazoa, Chordata, Actinopteri, Cypriniformes, Cyprinidae.
GUGACUACUUGACGAACGUUGGCUUUUGUGUGGGAUAAGCAAUUCUCUCAAUUCCCGAUGGCCAAUCUCAGACUAAAGGAAGAUGUUUAAUUCUACCUGUUGAUGAAAAGGCACAGAAGCUGAUCAUAAAAUCUCAUGUCCUGAAAUCUAUCUCUAAAAUGAGUGUUGAUAAGGAAAGAUGUAAGGGGGAUGUUCAGUACCAGAGAGCACCAUGUCCAGAGCCCAGCUGCGUGUCUAUGAAAAGUGAGAACUCAAUGUAUCAAGCCCGUGAAUUCAGUGAUGAAGCAGUGACCUCUGACACUAGAAAGACAGCAGCAUAUCCAGUAUCCAGCUGUGUGUCUAUGAAGAGUGAUGACUCAAUUGGUCAGCCUCCAAAUCUCAGUAAUGGAACAGUGACCUCUAACCCUGUUGAUGAACACAGUGAUCCGGGGAAUCAUCUGACCUGCACUUUAUACUUAGUAGAGACUGACAUCACACACCAGAGAAUCAAAGACACUCACAAAACAUGCAUGAAGAACAAAUUUGAGAGUUUAUUUGAAGGAUUUAAAUUACAAAAGAAUCAAACUUUGCUGAACAGAAUCUACACACAGAUCUACAUCACAGAAGGAGAAGGUGAAGGAGUGAAUGAAGAACAUGAGGUUGUUCAGAUGGAGAAAACACAGAGACCAAAACACUCACAAGUCACCCCAAUCCACUGCAAUGUCAUCUUUAAACCCUUACCUGAACCAGGAUGUGAGGAGAAAGACCAAAUUAAGACUGUUCUUACUAAGGGCAUUGCUGGAAUUGGCAAAACAGUUUCUGUGCAGAAGUUCAUUCUGGAUUGGGCAGAGUGCAAAGCCAAUCAUGAUGUAGAUUUCAUGUUUGUGCUUCCAUUUCGUGAGUUGAACUUGAUUAAAGAUCGCCAGUACAGUCUUCACAGACUUCUGCUGGACUUUUAUCCUGAACUUCAAGAUCUGGACUCAAAGAUUUAUGAGAAGUGUAAAGCUGUCUUCAUCUUCGAUGGUCUGGACGAAAACAGAAUUACACUGAUGUUUUCACACAGACAGAAAGUAUCUGAUGUUAAUGAGAUUUCAUCAGUGGAUGUAUUGAUAACAAACCUCAUCCGAGGAGACCUUCUUCCUUCCUCUCAUAUCUGGAUCACCUCCAGACCAGCAGCAGCCAGACUGAUCCCCUCCAUAUACAUCAACCGUGUGACAGAAAUUCAGGGAUUCAGUGACCCUCAGAAGGAGGAAUAUUUCAAGAAGAGAAUUAGUGAGCAGCAUCAAGCCAACAGAAUCAUCUCACAUAUCAGAAGAGCAAGAAGCCUCCACAUCAUGUGCCACAUUCCCGUCUUCUGCUGGAUCUCAGCCACUGUGCUUCAAGACAUCCUAAAACACAAUGACAGUGCAGAAAUCCCUAAAACUCUGACUGAAAUGUACAUACAUUUCUUGCUCAUUCAAAUAAAUACAAGGAAUCAGAAAUAUGAAGAGGACACUAUAGAGAAGCUCCUUAAGUCAAAUAGAGAAAUGAUUGUGAAACUUGCUAAAUUGGCUUUCAAACAGCUAAUGAAGGGCAAUUUGAUUUUCUAUGAAGAGGACCUGAUUGAGAAUGGCAUAGAUGUCACUGAAGCCACAGUGUAUUCUGGGAUUUGCACCGAGAUCUUUAAGGAGGAGUCUGUGAUUCAUCAGAGAAAAGUUUAUAGCUUUAUACAUCUGAGCUUUCAGGAGUUUCUUGCUGCUUUCUUUGUGUUUCAUUCAUAUAUCACUAAGAACAUUCAAACAUUGAACACUUUUGAAUGGUUUAGGUUUAAGAAAAUCUCACUUUCUGAGCUACUACUAUCAGCAGUUGACCAAACCUUGUCUAGUAAGACUGGACAUCUGGAUCUGUUCUUACGGUUCCUACUGGGCAUCUCACUAGAGUCCAAUCAGAGACUCCUACAGGGCUUUCUUAUGUACACAGAGAACAGCUCAGAUAGCAUCAGGCACACCACUCGGUACAUUAAAAGCACAAUCAGAACCAAUGAUGCUUUUUCAGCUGACAGAUCCAUCAAUAUGUUCCUCUGUCUGCUGGAAGUGAAUGAUCUGACUCUUUACAAAGAGAUCCAGGACUUUGUGAAGUCAAACAAACACUCUAAGAAUAAACUCUCUGCUGCUCACUGCUCAGCAAUAGCUUACAUGCUUCAGAUGUCAGAAGAGGUGCUGGAUGAGCUUGACCUCAAGAAAUACAACACAACAGUGGAGGGUAGGAGAAGACUGAUUCCAGCUUUGAACAACUGCAGAAAAGCUUUACUGUCUCUCUGUUAUCUCACUGAUGAAUCCUGCAAAGGCUUGGCUUUAAGACUUAAAUCAUCAAACUCCUCCCUGAGAGAGCUGGACCUGAGUAACAAUGACCUGCAGAAUUCAGGAGUGAAAUUUCUCUGUGCUGGACUGAAGAGUUCAGACUGUACACUGAAUAUACUGAGAUUAUCUGGCUGUAUGGUGACAGAGGAAGGCUGUUGUUAUCUGGCUUCAGCUCUAAGGGAAAACCCCUCACACCUGAGAGAACUGGAUCUGAGCUACAAUUACCCAGGAUACUCAGGAGUGAAGCUGCUCUCUGAUCUUCUGGAGGAUCCACACUGUAAACUGGAGAAACUCAAUGUGGAUCAUGCUGGAGAGGUCAUGAUUACAGCAGGACUACGCAAGUAUGCCCAUGAUCUCACACUGGAUCCAAACACAGUAAACAUUCAUCUCUGUCUAUCUGAGCAGAACAGAAAGGUGACACGUUUGGAGGAGCAGCAGUCAUAUCCUGAUCAUCCAGACAGAUUUGAUUACUUUUCUCAGGUUCUGUGUAGAGAAAGUCUGUUGGGACGCUGCUACUGGGAGGUUGAAUGGAGCGGGUGGAGGGGGGCUGUUAUAUCAGUGGCACAUAAAGGAAUUAGCAGGAAAGGAGGAAGUGAUGAGUGUAGGUUUGGAUUCAAUGACAAGUCCUGGAGCCUUGAUUGCUCUGAUGACAUUUUCACUGUCUGGCACAAUAAAAAAAGCACUGACAUACCCACAAACCCAUUCUCCUUUAAGAGAGUAGGAGUGUUUCUGGACUCGCAUAAUGGCAUUCUGUCCUUCUACAGCAUUUCUGACACACACACAAUCACACACUUACACACAUUUUCCUCCAAAUUCACUGAACCCCUCUGUGCUGGAUUUAGGGUUUUUGUUGACUCUUCAGUAUCUCUUCAUCAGAUUCAAUAGCCUCCCCACAUCUUGUCAGUUAAGUUUCAUUAAAGGGGUCAUAUGAUGCAAUUUCAAGUUUUCAAGAUCUGUAAAGUUGCAAAGACUAAAGUCCCAAACCCAAAGAUAUAUUCUUUAUAGAAGUUAAGACUCAUCCACACACGCCUAAAACCCCUCGUUUAAACAUGCCCCCACUUGUCAUAACACCCCCCAAAUGUUCACUUAAAGAAAGAAGGCAUAUCCUUUGAUUCUCGAUGUUGCUGCCGCCAUGUCAUGGAGAUGCUGUUUUGUGAAACCGGAACUACUUUGUUUGGCCUUCAAAAGAGGACACAAAAGUGGUUAUGUUGUAUUUACAACACUGUUCCAGAACAGUUUAACCCAAAUAUUUUAGUGUGUGCAGCACAUUUUAUGGAGCACAUGUUCCAUUCGAAGUGCAUUGAAGUGUGAGAGACAUUAAUUCAAAUUGUAGUUAUUUACAGAGGUUCAUGAUGUCACACUUGUCAGAGUGUGAAGACAUUACACAGUGCAAAUCCAUGAAUUGAUGUUCCGAAGUAAGGUAACUUCAACAGAUUUCCCCUACUCAGGGAGUAAGGAUCAAUGAACACUGAGCACAGACCACGUCAGUGGGUAAACAGUCCAUGCAUGGAGCUCACUUCUAAUGAGCUGAUUAUCUGAACCAGGUGUGUUAACAAAGAGAGACAUGCAAAAUAUGCAGAGCUCGGGUGGGACUGGAAUUGAGAACCGCUAGUAUAGAGUAGUGCUUGUUGUUUGUAUUUUCUCUGAUCACAAAUGCAGACAUGGUCUUAUGUUUACGCAGCGCUUAAAAAAAUUGUUUCUAUGUACAUUUUUUUUUUAAGAAUUUGCUUAAGAUGCCUUAUGCAUUAUUCAAUUCUCUUAAGUGGUGUAAACUGUCUUAAUAAAUGUCUUGGGCAGGAUUCACAAAAUGGGUUGGUCUUAUGUGAACAAAAACAUUUCUGAGAAAUAUGGAUCAAUAUAUUGGAUCCUUGUGUCCAUCUUAAAGUGAGAGCAUGUUAAUAAACCUGCUGAUUGUGUGUCAUUAACAUUAACAACUACAUUUUCAUAUUGUUUUGUAAAAUGAAGUAUGAAGUAUAAAAAAGUGCAAAGUGCAUAAUUUUGUUUUAGGUGCUCAUAUUUUCACAAGGACAAUGUUAAAGUGUUUUUACUAUUUUAAUAGAUUUUUGUUAUUAAGAUAUAUUUUAUUGAAGAUUUCUGAAUAUAAUUUUUU